Messenger RNA from Knipowitschia caucasica, 894 nucleotides. The record is from the annotation of a GenBank genome assembly. Lineage: Eukaryota; Metazoa; Chordata; Actinopteri; Gobiiformes; Gobiidae.
AUGUCGAACCGAGGGAACUGCAGAGACGCCAAACACGCCGGGGCCUGGUACUCUGCUUCGGGUGCCCAGCUUAAUGCUCAGUUGGAAGGUUGGCUGUCCCAUGCUCAUUCCUCUUUCAGACCUGCUCGAGCCAUCAUUGCACCGCAUGCUGGGUACACCUACUGUGGUGCCUGUGCUGCACAUGCCUACAAGCAGGUUGAUCCCACUGUAACUCGAAGAGUAUUCAUCCUGGGGCCCUCUCAUCAUGUGGCCCUGUCUCGUUGUGCACUGUCUCCUGCAGAAAUCUACAAAACUCCUCUGUAUGAUCUCCGGAUUGACCAGAAGGUGUACGCUGAGCUUGGGAAAACGGGGAUGUUCGACCGGAUGACCCAGAAGACAGAUCUGGACGAGCACAGUAUUGAAAUGCACUUGCCUUACACUGCUAAAGCCAUGGAGAGUCGCAGAGAUGAUUUUACAAUUGUUCCCGUGCUUGUGGGUGCACUGAGUGAAUCUAAAGAACAGGAAUAUGGACGCUUGUUCAGCAAAUACCUAGCUGACCCCACCAAUCUGUUUGUCAUUUCAUCUGACUUCUGCCAUUGGGGUCAGCGCUUCAAUUACACAUACUAUGAUGAGGCACAAGGAGAGAUCCAUAGGUCUAUUGAGCAUCUUGAUAAAACGGGGAUGCGCAUUAUAGAGUCGUUGGAUCCAAUGCGUUUUACCAACUAUCUAAAGAAGUAUCGCAACACUAUCUGCGGACGGCAUCCAAUUGGGGUGCUAUUAAAUGCUGUGGCAGAGCUGAGGAAGAUUGAUAUAGAUAUGAGCUUCACUUUCUUGAACUACGCACAGUCGAGCGAGUGCCGGACCAUGGAUGAUAGCUCUGUGAGCUAUGCCGCCGGAGCGCUCAUUGUCCAUUGA